AUGGCCACCUCCCCCGACAGCCUCCUGGCCAUGACGCCACCAGGAUACACCUUUCCAGACUCUCGUUUGCGACGCGAACUCGACAAUCCCAAACGCGACCCUCUCAUUCUCGUUGCCUGCGGCUCAUUCAGCCCCGUGCACUAUGUGCACUUGCAAAUGUUCGCCAUGGCGGCCGACUACGCCCGCACCGAGACGAACUACGAGGUCAUCGGUGCCUAUCUCAGCCCUGUAUCCGAUGCGUACAAGAAGAAGGGCCUUGCGAGGGCACACGAUCGUGUCGAGAUGUGCCAGCUGGCCGUCAAGGCCGCCCGACAACCUCUCAUGGUCGAUUCCUGGGAGGCACAACAGGCCUCGUACGUACCCACGGCUAUCGUCCUCGACCACUUUAAUUACGAGAUCAAUGAGCUACGCGGUGGUUGCGGAGGGAAGAAGGUUCGCAUUGCCCUUCUCGCUGGGGCUGAUCUUGUCGAGACGAUGGGUCAGCCCAACAUUUGGUCGGCCCGCGAUCUGCAGCACAUUCUCGGCGACUUUGGCGCCUUUGUCGUCGAGCGCGCUAGCAGCAACUUCGAUCAGGCCCUUUCAAACCUCCAGGAGUACAAGGACAACAUCCAUUACAUCCCUGCCAUCAUUUCAAACCCCAUGUCUAGCACCAUGUUGCGCCUCUUGCUCAAGGGAAACAUGAGCAUUGAAUACCAUGUGCCCCGCGAGGUCAUGGACUACAUCGAAGCCAACGGCCUGUACAAGGACGAAUUCGUGUCGGCUGGCAAGGGAAAGGAAGUCACCGGCACAUCAUGAGAGGACUGGAGUGCGCAGGUCGAUUCCAAUCCACGAGUAGCCCACAAGAGGCUGGCUUUGUUCAUCCUUCAAUCCGAAUGCAACCCAGCGAGACGAGCACGAAGCGAAAACAGCAAAGAAAUUCCGGCGCAUUUUGGGUAGACGGACUUUUUGUUUUAAUCGUCAUUUUUCUUAUGUCAAGGCGGCGAGUUUUUGCAUUUCACAGCUACAAGAGACGGACCGGCAGGACGCCGCCGUCGUCACAGAGAAGGAGAGAAAAGAGAUACCUCAGGAUAAAUGACGGUAAAACGUCAUGUUGGAAUAUUAUUAUUUUGUCGGGGAA
Messenger RNA from Verticillium dahliae VdLs.17, 1117 nucleotides. Its product is annotated as nicotinamide mononucleotide adenylyltransferase. Gene Ontology annotation, molecular function: nicotinate-nucleotide adenylyltransferase activity; nicotinamide-nucleotide adenylyltransferase activity. Lineage: Eukaryota; Fungi; Ascomycota; Sordariomycetes; Glomerellales; Plectosphaerellaceae. The record is from RefSeq and is a predicted model, not a curated record. The coding region runs from base 1 to 795 and encodes 264 amino acids. The transcript has 4 exons. Gene Ontology annotation, biological process: NAD+ biosynthetic process.